CCAGCUAUGAGAACUCCUCUCCGAGAGCUUAGACUACAGCCCGAGGCCCUCGCCGAUUCAGGGAAAGGUCCCUCUAUGUUCUCCUCGCUGACCCCAUACCUACGUAGGCUGCAGCUGAAGGAAAGCUGCAACAACUCAUCUCCAGUGGAUUUUAUCAAUACUGAGAACAACCUCCUUUCAGAACAGUUCAGCCAUCCUUCAAAGUACAUAGAAGCUUGUCAGCAUGAAUCAGAUCCAACUCCUGAAAGCAACUCUCCUUUCAAUACUUUGGAGAAAGCAAUAGAAACAAUGGAUGACUUUGUAAUGGAACCCAUAGAUGAUAGUAUAAUGAAGACCAUGGUGCUUUUACCCUUUUCAUUAGGGCAGCAGCAAGAUCUGAUGCUCCAGGCUCACUCAGAUACCACAACAGAGAGAAAUAAAAGCUCUCUAAAUGAGUCUUUGGGGCUAGAAGAUCUGGUGGAAAAGGAGGUGGCACCUUGUGUGGAAGACAACUUAACAGAGAUUGUUGCUAUUAGUCCUGAGCAACCUCCAUCUGAGGACCCUCCAUUACGACACAGUGACACUGAAGCUGCACCUGAGGACUUAGUUCCUUCUGAAAAUGUCUUGAAUUUCUCUAUGGCUCGUCUUUCUCCUUCAGCUGUCUUGACCAAAGAUUUCUCUGUCGAUCACGUGGAUCCAGGGGAGGAAACUGUAGAGAAUAGAGUUAUACAGGAAAUGGAAAAGAGCUUUCCCACAUUCCCUGACGAGGCUGACUUGGGAGAUCAAGCACCUGCUGCAAAUGCAGAAGAUAUUUCAUCCUUAUACCUGCCAUCAAGUCUAGUAGAAAUGGGACCCCAGGAAGCUCCAGGCCCAACAAUAGAAGAUGCCAGUAGGAUUCCUGGCUUAGAGUCAGAGACUUGGAUGUCCCCAUUGGCCUGGCUAGAAAAAUGUGGGAAUACAUCAGUCAUGCUGCAAAAUCUCCGCCAGAGUUUAUCCUUUCCUUCUGUACUUCAGGAUGCUGCUGUUGGCAGUUCACCCCUCUCCACUUGUUCUGUGGGAACUUCCUUUACUCCUCCAGCGCCACUGGAAGUAGGCACCAAGGAUAGUGCUUCAGAGACAGAGCGUCUCCUCUUGGGCUGCCGUCCCCCAGAUCUGGCUUCCUUGUCCCGACAUGACUUGGAAGAGAACCUGCUGAACGCCCUUGUCUUGCUGGAAGUUCUUUCCCACCAGCUACAAGCCUGGAAGAGCCAGCUGACCGUCCCUCACCAGGAAGCUCAAGACAGUAGCACACAGACUGACAGCUCUUCUUGUGGGGUCACUAAGACACCUAAACAUCUUCAGGACAGCAAGGAGAUUAGACAGGCUCUACUGCAAGCCAGGAACGUCAUGCAGUCAUGGGGGCUAGUCUCUAGAGACCUGAUGUCCUUGCUUCACCUGUCCCUGACACACGUGAAAGAAGACAGAGUGACAGUGAGUCGGGAGUCUCAACGUGCAGAAACCCUGGUUUCCUCCUGUUCUCGUGUACUGAAGAAAUUGAGGGCAAAACUCCAGAGUCUCAAAACAGAAUGGGAGGAGGCAAGGCACAGAGAAGAAAUGGCCCUUAAAGACAAGGAUGCGGCAGAGGCAGUACUGGAGGCUUUCCGUGCACAUGCCAGCCAGCGCAUCAGCCAACUGGAACAGGGUUUUACAUCUAUGCAGGAAUUCAGAGGCCUUCUAGAGGAGGCACAGACUCAACUGAUAGGGCUUCACACAGAGCAAGAGGAGCUGGCUCAGCAGACAGUGAGUCUGACUUCUGCCUUGCAGCAGGAUUGGACAUCAAUCCAACUGGAUUAUGGAACAUGGGCAGCUUUGCUGAGGCGGUCUCAAGGACUUACCAAGAAACUCACAGCCAAGAGCCGGCAGGCCCUUCAGGAACGUGAUGCUGCGAUUGAGGAAAAGAAGCAGGUUGUGGAGGAAAUGGAACAAGUCUCUGCCCAUUUAGAGGACUGUAAAGGCCAAGUAGAACAACUGAAGUUGGAAAAUAGUCUCCUUACUGCAGAUCUCUCGGCUCAGCUGCAGAUUCUGACUAGCACAGAUAGCCAACUAAAGGAACUGCAGAGUCAGCAUUCCCAUUGUGUCCAGGACCUGGCCAUGAAGGAUGAACUGCUGCAUCAGCUUACCCAGAGCAACAAGGAACAGGCUGCUCAAUGGCAAAAGGAAGAAACGGAACUGAAACACACAAAGGCAGAACUGCUGCGGCAGCGGGCUGUGUUGGCUCAGGAGAUACGGGACCUGAGGGAGACCGUGGAGUUUAUAGAUGAAGAGAGUCAAGUUGCUCACUUGGAGCUGGGCCAGAUUGAGAGUCAGUUGAAGGCCACACUAGAAGUUCUACGGGAGCGCAGCCUGCAGUGUGAGACCCUCAGGGACACCGUGGAGAGCCUGAGGGCUGAGCUGGCCAGCACUGAAGCAAAGCAUGAGAAACAGGCCCUGGAGAAGACACACCAGCAUUCUCAAGAGCUGUGGCUACUGGCUGAGCAGCUACAGAGUCUCACCCUCUUCUUACAGGCAAAACUCAAGGAGAACAAGGCUGAAUCAGAGAUCACUUUGCCCAGCACAAGCUGUGCUGCAACCCAGGAGCAGCCUCUGUCUGGUGAUAGCAGCAUCUCAGAGCAGAUCCCGACAGCUGUGGUAGAUGAAGUGCCAGAAGCAGCUCCUGUGCCGUUGCUUGGAAGUGUUAAGAGUGCGUUCACCCGAGUGGCCUCAACAGCAUCCUGUCAGCCAACAGAGACCCCAGACCUGGAGAAGAGCCUGGCAGAAAUGAGUACUAUGUUACAGGAGCUUAAGAGCCUGUGUUCCCUGCUGCAAGAGUCUAAAGAGGAAGCUGUCGGGGUCCUGCAGAGGGAAAUCUGUGAACUGCACACUAGACUACAGGCCCAAGAAGAAGAACAUCAGGAAGCCCAGAAGGCAAAGGAAGCAGACAUAGAGAAGCUGAACCAGGCCUUGUGCUUGCGCCACAAGAAUGAGAAGGAGCUCCUGGAAGUGAUACAGAAGCAGAACGAGAAGAUCCUGGGGCAGAUAGACAAGAGUAGCCAGCUCAUAAAUCUCAGAGAGGAGGUGACCCAGCUCACACGUUUACUUCGGCGUACAGAGACAGAGUCUAAAGUGCUCCAGGAAGCCCUGGAAGGCCAGCUAGAUCCCAGCUGUCAGCUGAUGACUACUAACUGGAUCCAGGAAAAAGUGUUUCUUUCACAGGAGGUGGACAAGCUGAGGGUUAUGUUCCUGGAGGUGAAAACUGAGAAGGAACAACUGAUGGACAAGUAUCUGAGCCAUAGGCACAUCCUGGAGGAGAAUCUUCGGCGCUCUGACACAGAGUUAAAGAAACUCGAUGACACAGUGCAGCAUAUCUAUGAGACUCUGUUGUCUAUCCCAGAGGUAGUGAAGAGUUGCAAGGAGUUACAAGGAUUGCUAGAAUUUCUGAGCUAAGGAACUGAAAAUACUGGAACGCAGUGGUGUGCCGCUGGAAUUCCAGCUGCUGGAGCUGGAGGACUGCCGAGUCCCAGGAGUUUGCGACUAACCUAACAUGGACAACACAGCAAAAAACCUGAAAGAUGAAUUCCACUCCACUCCAGUUUCCUUCAGGAUCCCUUAUCCCAAUAAUAAAAUCAAGUGGCAUAGAGCCGACCAUGAUUUAUGCUAUUUAAAUAAAGUGUAUUUAAUGUA
Arvicanthis niloticus (Nile rat) is the source of this 3678-nucleotide messenger RNA. It is a transcript of the gene Spag5, whose product is annotated as sperm associated antigen 5. Lineage: Eukaryota; Metazoa; Chordata; Mammalia; Rodentia; Muridae. The record is from RefSeq and is a predicted model, not a curated record. Gene Ontology annotation, biological process: cell division; regulation of attachment of spindle microtubules to kinetochore.